This is a messenger RNA of Contarinia nasturtii (swede midge), 1045 nucleotides long. Its product is annotated as salivary glue protein Sgs-3-like. The transcript has 2 exons. The record is from RefSeq and is a predicted model, not a curated record. NCBI's taxonomy places the organism in Eukaryota, Metazoa, Arthropoda, Insecta, Diptera, Cecidomyiidae. The coding region runs from base 318 to 1040 and encodes 240 amino acids.
UGAAAAUCAUGGCAUUUCUAAAACGAAAAGGCAUGAAAUCGCCUCGAUGAUGCACCAAGAUAUUCUGCCCUUUCGUUUUGAAACCAACCAAAUAUUUUCAUCAAAUUCUAGAAUUUUAUAUGAAUACUUCUAAAUAGACGACUGUCAAACCUGAAGUUGAUAGCAGCACUUCCAAUAGUAGCAACGUUGAAAGCACGACUUCGAAAUCAAUUGAAACAUCGACAACGAAUUUACCAUCCACAACAAACUCUAGCACAACACAAUCAAAUGAAGUUGACACAACGACAACUAGCAAACCACUCAUAACGAAGGCGACAAUGAAAACAGAGUCAACUACAGUUGCAUAUUCUUCGAGCGUAAAUAAUAAUAAAAAUAUGACAACUACAAAAAAGCCAAUUUUAACAACCGCGAAGACCACUGUCAAAUCGAAAAUUACUACCACAACUGUAAAAAGUACAACGAAAAAAUCAAAAACAACGAAAAAGCCAAACACAACGACUACAACGAAAAAAAGCAUAGCAACAAUAACUCCACAAAGUCAUUCAUCAUCAACUGCCAAGCCGACACAGAAUCAACAGAAAACAUCAUCUAAAGCUACGACUAAAGUUAUGAGUACAACAAAAAAGCCAGAAAAGCUUCAAACAACUAAAACAAAGACCAUUUCAACAAGUACCAAAAAAACAACAGAAAAGCCUCAAACAACUCCAAAAACCAUUUCAACAAGUACCAAGAAACCGGAAAUGACAACUCAAACAAAGAAACCUGUACAACAAACGACAAAAAUGUCUAGUUCAACAACAACUACAACAUCUACAACAAGGUCGCCAUUAAAAAUGCCACCAAAAAUACAGAAGACUACAAUACAAAAAGUUAUGGAAUACAAGAACAAAACUCAAAUCAAAGGCUCAUCGGAUGGCAUGAUAACCGGCAGCCAAAAUGCUAAAGGUGAACCAAUUUUCGGUCGAGAUUUUAUUCAAAUAUUCAAAUUACUCCUGGGAUACAUACAUGCCGUGGUGGUGAUCGCUUUUACACUAAUAUAAAUAUA